This is a messenger RNA of Trichophyton benhamiae CBS 112371, 504 nucleotides long. RefSeq lists its product as uncharacterized. Gene Ontology annotation, cellular component: proton-transporting V-type ATPase, V0 domain. Gene Ontology annotation, biological process: proton transmembrane transport. The coding region runs from base 1 to 504 and encodes 167 amino acids. The record is from RefSeq and is a predicted model, not a curated record. The transcript is spliced from 3 exons. Gene Ontology annotation, molecular function: proton-transporting ATPase activity, rotational mechanism. NCBI's taxonomy places the organism in Eukaryota, Fungi, Ascomycota, Eurotiomycetes, Onygenales, Arthrodermataceae.
AUGCUCUUCAAUGGCGAGGGUGAAGCAUUCAACCAAUACCUCUCUCCCCAACACUCUCCUGCUUCAGCCAUUCUAAACAACUUAUCAUACAGGGGUAUCUUCGUCACCGGUUCCUCUAUCAUCGGCGGCGGUGUCAGAGCUCCCAGAAUACGGACCAAGAACUUGAUCUCCAUCAUCUUCUGCGAGGUCGUCGCCAUCUACGGCGUCAUCAUGUCCAUCGUCUUCUCCUCCAAGCUCUCGUACGUGUCCGAAGAGAGCCUCUACUCAGGCAGCAACCUCUACACCGGCUACGCUCUCUUCUGGGGCGGCCUCAUCGUCGGAUCGUGCAAUCUCAUCUGCGGCAUUGCAGUCGGUAUCAACGGAAGCAGUGCUGCCUUGGCCGAUGCUGCUGAUUCCAGCUUAUUUGUCAAGAUCCUCGUCAUCGAAAUCUUCAGCUCUAUCCUCGGUCUUUUCGGCCUUAUCCUCGGCCUCCUUGUUGCCGGAAAGGCGAACGAAUUCAAGUGA